Gadus macrocephalus (Pacific cod) is the source of this 1014-nucleotide messenger RNA. Its product is annotated as peroxynitrite isomerase THAP4-like. Lineage: Eukaryota; Metazoa; Chordata; Actinopteri; Gadiformes; Gadidae. The coding region runs from base 126 to 644 and encodes 172 amino acids. The transcript is spliced from 5 exons. The record is from RefSeq and is a predicted model, not a curated record.
GUUCAAAAAGGGGGCGGGCACUGUUGCGCUCUAUAAAAGCAUGGUUUGACUACAGUGUCAAAGUCGGAAGUAUUUGAUCUUGAUUGAUUUUCUGCGUCAGUGUUCCUACCUGCUCCACCUUAUCGAUGGCUUCAUUGGCGUGCCCGUUCUACCUGCCCGCUAAACUGGACAAAGCCGUAUCUUCUCUGGAUUGGCUCCUGGGUAACUGGGAAUCAGUCGAGCCCGGAAAGGGGUCCUACCCCAGCCUGAAGGACUUCCGCUACACGGAGGAUCUUCACUUCGCCCAAAUGGGACAGCCCAUCAUCAACUUUAUGUUCAAUGCCUCCGAUGCAGAGACGAAGAAGAUACUUCACAGGGAGUGUGGCUUCAUCCGAAUGCAGACGGGCACCAACCGAGUGGCGUUCAUCAUCGCACAGAACUCUGGACUGGUGGAGGUUGAGGAGGGGGAGCUGGUGGGAAAGAAGCUGAGCCUACAUACACAAGCUCUGGCCAGGCCAUCGUUUGCCAAGGAGCCCCACGUCAAGGAGGUCUCCAGAGUGUUCCAGCUCCAACCAGACGGGAAGCUGGAGCAGACGCUUUCCAUGUCAACGGACAAGCAGCCAAUGACUCAGCAUCUGCACGUCACCUACAGUCGCUUGGCUUGAAGCAGAUUGGUUCUAAAAGGAACGCCACCUUCUGUGUUGGUGCUAAACAAAAAAAAAGACCUGGUCUGUAAUUUAUGUGGCCGGUAAUGGAAGAUCAUGCAACAUUAUUCCAACCUCAAAACGUUGCUUUGCACAUUUGUUUAUGGGUCAUGACCAGGGAUUAAGGAGAACAGUUCAUGCACUAUUGGAUGGUUUGUUGUUCAUGUAUAAACAUGUUUCAAGACUUCAAUUCAUUUUGCAUGUAAAUUGCAUUUCGCUGUUCCCUUGGCUGCCAUACGGUUCAACACGUGAACAGAAUGUAUUUAAAGUAGUGUUUUUGAAUUUCUAUGGUUUGGUGUUCUUUGCAAUCAAAUAAAAUAUUUGCUCAACA